Messenger RNA from Klebsormidium nitens, 3369 nucleotides. NCBI's taxonomy places the organism in Eukaryota, Viridiplantae, Streptophyta, Klebsormidiophyceae, Klebsormidiales, Klebsormidiaceae. The record is from the annotation of a GenBank genome assembly.
AUGCUCCUAGAGUCUAGACAAUGUGGGCUACAGGUGGAAGUGAAGUGGUCAGAGGAAGAGGAGUCGGAGUACGGGAAUUGGCGAAGAAGAGGACGACUUGGAGAAGCAGGAAGCUCAAAAGAAGGAGUCAUGGAGGUUGGUCAUGCGAAGCCUGCCGACAUUGUACCGCCUAGUCCAACUGCGUCAGGUGAACUGUCCAGUGAGCCUUCGCCGUCUGUUAAGGGGAUGGGGGAGGCCUCCCCUGAUUCUGCAGUAACAGAAUUGAAGUCGAGAAUGAAGCGGCAAGAGCGGAAGCAUCUUGAGGCGCUCAAAAAGUUGGACGAGCAGUGGCGCGCCCAAGCGGAGCGCCGCGCGCAGGAGCAGAGCGCGGCCUUUGAGCAGGUCGUGAAACGCGCAGAGGAAGUGGUAAGUCAGGCUCAGGCUCGCGCAAGAGCAAAAGAAGCGUCGAUGGCUGCAGAGAUCAAGUCUCUGCAAGAGAUGCUGGCCGGGGGGCCGGAGACACCCAGGAACUCGGACCCCCAUGCGCGGGGGAAUCCGUUGUUUCGUCGGACGUCCGAGAGUCCGCCUGAGGGGGGUGCGGUGGAUGCUUCCGAGGGGGGUGGUGCGAAAAAGGAGGAUGAGGGGGGGGUGAAACUAGAGGCGCAAGUUCCGGAGCACGUGCCGUUUUCAGAUGUCCGAGAGCGGCUCAAUUCGGCAGAGUCGAGGACUUUGGAACUGGCCGCGAAACUUGCGGAUGCAGAGAGCCUUGCGGGUGUGCUGAGAGGCAAGGCGGAUGAGGGGGAACGGAAGGCGAAAGUGGCGGAAGAGAGGGUUGAGGGUUUGCAUAAGGAGCUGCAUCUGGCUGGAGAGAAGUUGCAGGCCUCGGAGGAGAAAGCCAAAACUUUGGAGAAGGAGGCAACAGCGGCGAAAGGGGCGCAGAGUAAACUUGUGGAAGUGGACAAGAAGCUUGGGGUGAGUGAAGGGAAGGUCAAAGACCUCGAGGCGAAGCUAAAGAAAGCAGAGGGGGAUGCAAAGAGGGCAGAGGCGGCCGAAAAGAAAGCGAAGACUGCGGAUGAGAAGGUGGGCAGUCUGGAGAAAGAGAAGAAGUCGCAGGAAGAGAGCCUGAAGGCGAAAGAUCAGAAGGUAGCGGCGCUCGAGAAGGACUUGGCUGCAGUCAAAGCGAAGCUUAAGGACGCCGAGGGGAAGGGUAAACAGUUGGAGGGUCUGAAAGCACUGGAAGGAAAGGCACUGGCGUUGGAAAAGGAGCUUGCGGGGGCAAAGGAGAAGGCGAAAGUUGCGGAGGAGAAGGAGAAGAAACUAGAAGGAAGGGUGAAGGCCCUUGAGGGGGAGCUUGCGAGCGGAAAGGGAAAGAUUACCGCUGCCGAGGAGAAGGAGAAGAAACUAGAGGGGAGGGUAAAGUCGCUCGAGGGGGAGGCGAGGGAAGCCAAGGAGGUAGUGAAGAAGGCAGAGUCAGAGGCUGCGCAGACAAAGACUGAGCUGAAGGAGGCUCACCAGACAUUGCAAAGCAAGAACGGAACUGAUGCGGAGUCGCUGAAAAGCGAACUGAAAGCGGCAGUUGAGAAGGUGCGGGUUCUGGAGGGCAAGCUGUCGGCGGCUGAAAAGGAGUCGGCCGAGCUUCGGACACAGUUGGCCGCUUCCGAAAAGGGCACGGCCAACGGGUCCGCGCCGUCCGAGCUUGAGACUGUUCAACAGCAGGUGGACGCUGCGAAAGAGCGGAACACAGCUCUGCAGAAGAGUCUUGACGAUGCGCACGGGAGCGUAGAAGCGCUGAAGAAAGAGUUGGGGGCUGAAAGGGAGCGGGUUAAGGUCAUGGAAACCAGGGUUAAGGAUGGAGAGGGGGCGGGGUUGAGGUUGAAAGAAGCGGAGAGGCAGCUGGCAGAAAGUAAGGAGCGGGCCGUGAAGACCACUGAGGAAGUUACGAAGCUGAGGCAAUGGUCAGAGAACAUUGAGGCGAGCCUGGAGGCCCUUCAGCGGGAGAAGAUGGAGCAAGAAACCCAACUGUCCGAGGCGCUGCGCGACUCGGAGCGCCUGCGGGUGGCCCUGACGGGGGAGCGCUCGGCGCUGGCGGCGCAGAGGAGCCAGCGGGAGUCUGACGUGGCAAUACUAGUUCGGCAGGUGGCGGGCCUGCAGCAGCAGCUGCAACACGCCGAGGACGUCAGGAACCAGGCGCUGAGGUCAGCAGAGGAGCAUGAACAGCGGGAGGAGCAUGCCAGACGGGAGGUGGACGAUCUGAAGCAGCAGGUUGCCAGCCUGAUGAGCGCCAAAAAGUCGUUCCGGGAAGUGACACUCGAGGGGGAGAUUGCGCAGCUCAAGGGGCGCGCGGAGGACGCAGCGGUGUGGCGGUCGCGCCUGGCCGAGGCCGAGCGGCGCUUACAGGAUGCGGAAUACAGGGAACAGAAGCAUCUGUCUGCACUCGCUGCUGAGGAGGAGAAGGUUGCACGGGCACAGGCGACGAUCCAGGCGCUUGAGCAGCAGCGCGAGGCUUCCGAAAAGGGCGAAGGGGAGUUAGAGGCGACCAUCAUCGACGUCACGGAGCGUGUCCAAGCUGCAGAGGAGCAGGCGGCGGAGGCUGCUAAGAGAGCUGAAGAGCUCCAGGACGCUCUCCAAGCUUUGGACGCGCAGCUUGCUGCCAAGGAGACGCAGCUGACGACCAAGGAGGCGUCCCACAAGGAGGCGUCGAGGGCGCUCAAGAAGGCAAUUGACGAGCACGCUCGGGUGGCCUCUCAGCUGGAGGAAGUCACGGAGAAGCUCCGCGCCGCCACCGAGGCUGCAUCCGGCGACCACUCCGAGAAACCAGGAAACAUGUCCGAAACCUCGUCCGCUUCGACCGUCCAAUCCCUCAAAUCCGCAAACCCCUCCAAGGGCAGUCCCAAGCUCCGUAAGCGGAGCCAGCAGGGGAAGGACAAGAAAACCAGGGCGGGGGCGGAAAUCGACGACUGGGAACUUUUGGCGCUGGCGCAGAAGGAAAACCGGAAGGGCGAGGCGCACGCGCUGCAGCGCGUCGUGCUGUGCGGGGCGCUCUCGUGCGCGAGCUUUGCGGUUGGGGUGGCUGCCACGUGUCAGCUGGGGAUGUGUUCCUGGAUGCCCCUGUAAGCGAGUUGUUGUGUUGAUGCCUGCCACGUGUCAGCUGGGGACGUGUUCUUGGGUAGCCAGUAAGCGAGUUGACGUGUUGCGUGUUGCUGCGUUGCCCUGGACAGGUUUAGAAGGUACUUGAGAAGAGGACUUGAAAAGACGGUCAUUGACCUGUACGAGGCUGGAGAGUAAUCACAUUAUUCCGUUCGUGUGCCUCCUCCAUUGCAUUGUGGCAAGAUUCGGUAUGACUGGUAAAUCGCAUAUUGUCCUUCAAGCAUGGCGUGCAAGGAGUUGUCC